GCCAGAGUCCCAGUCUCCACGAGGCCCAAGAUCUUAUCAAGAUGUUUUAUUCACUUUUGUAAAAAUAGAAUUGCAAGUUACAGUUGACAGAAUUCAUAAAGCUGGGUAACAAUGGUGUAAUGGAAGAAAAGCCUUAUCACUGUGGAAGGCAGUGAAGAAUAAUGAUGUAGAUCUAAUAAAAUAUUAUUGCAGUUUCAGUUUUCGAUAUCGUCCGUGUCCGACAAAUCAGCGCUCUUCUCGGUAGAAGUUAAAUAGCCUAUCGUGUUGUCUAUGAUGACGUGCAGAAGGCAGACGACAGCCAAAAUCUAAAUCGAAAGUGAAAGAGUGCAUCAUCAAAGAAAACAACGGGCGUCGUUACCCUCUUGUGACCACAGCCAGUAUUGUUUGAAAUGUUAAAAGCUGUAAAAUAUAUGCUUUAUUUUUAGUUUGUCGCCUACGUUUCUGUCUGGAUAAAGAUGGAAGAACCUCAUCCAAAAAACGAGGAUCCUGCGUUUAUAAGUGCUGGUGUUGAUUUAGUGGUGUCUACCAUCCAGACGUAUGGCUGGUUUGUGGUGGCCUUGGUUUUGCUGGGUGUUUAUCUGGCGUCCAAACUGAGACCACAGCUGAACGCCUGGAGGGAGCAGCGAGAGAGCGGCGCCUGCAAGAAAACUGCAACUGGACGCACAGGCCAAAGUCUUCAUGGAGCAGCAGGCAGAGAAGGAGGAGAGGCAGCGUCAGGAGCGGCUGGAGGACUGGGAGAGGCACCAGCAGGGCCGGGGAUACCGCUCCAAGGUCAAG
This is a messenger RNA of Aplysia californica (California sea hare), 777 nucleotides long. Its product is annotated as selenoprotein S. Gene Ontology annotation, cellular component: Derlin-1-VIMP complex; endoplasmic reticulum membrane; Derlin-1 retrotranslocation complex. Gene Ontology annotation, biological process: retrograde protein transport, ER to cytosol; endoplasmic reticulum unfolded protein response. NCBI's taxonomy places the organism in Eukaryota, Metazoa, Mollusca, Gastropoda, Aplysiida, Aplysiidae. The record is from RefSeq and is a predicted model, not a curated record.